AACUUCUUGAUCAGCACGCUCAAGGCUGGGCUUUGCAAAAAAACCAUGUUCAUAACACGGGGCAUGCGUCAAGGUCCAUACCGGCAUUAUCUCUCCCUCGAGGUUGAGCCGGCCGCCGCGACUCUGGCGUCAGUCGCUGCAUCCGGUGAUGUUGAGCGGCUCCGAUGCUUCCUGGCUGCCGAGGAAGAAUCACCUCCUUCUGAGGAAACCAUUCAAUACCUAUUAGCAUCCGCCUCAUGGGCCGAAGAGAUCUCGGUCGUUGAGUAUCUGCUCGCCGAGUAUCCGCCCGGCAAACUCGCCGAGGAACCUAUCCGGGCCGCCAUCUACUCGGGCUCUAUGCCGCUCGUAUCGGCCUUCCUCCGGGUGGACCCUGAUAUCUUGCUGAUGCAGUACGACCGUCAGGGUUCGGCACUUAUCGCCGCAUGUCGGAGUCGUCAGCGACCCGAGUUUAUCAGGUUCCUUCUCGAAGCUGGCGCCGACCCUAAUCAAGAUCCCGACUGCGCUUAUCUCCCCCCUCUCGGAUGGGUUGCUGGGUGGUAUCAGAAGAGUUAUCCGGGGACAGAGGUGGUCGACAUGUUGCUCGACUAUGGAGCCGAGACUGCGAACUCGGGGGCGCUCCGGUGGGCGGCGAGGGGGAACCAUGAGGAUGUUGUGCGGCGUCUGUUGGAACGGGGAGCAGACCAUGAGAAGGAUUCGGCAGAUCACACCAAGUUGCGAGGAAAACAAUCCCUAGCGCUUCAUGAAGCGGCGUCCAGGGGAUACAUUGGAGUGAUGAGGAUACUCCUCGAGCACGGAGUGGAUGUAAACUGUAAGAGCUCUAAUGGUAAGACGGCAUUGGAAGAGGCGGAACAGAUAGAAGAGGUGACAGGAACGGAUCUGUCAGCGGCCAAGGAGUUAUUAACGAGUUGGAAUCAGGUGCAAGCAUAG
This is a messenger RNA of Fusarium keratoplasticum, 927 nucleotides long. RefSeq lists its product as uncharacterized. Gene Ontology annotation, molecular function: protein binding. The transcript has a single exon. Lineage: Eukaryota; Fungi; Ascomycota; Sordariomycetes; Hypocreales; Nectriaceae. The coding region runs from base 46 to 927 and encodes 293 amino acids. The record is from RefSeq and is a predicted model, not a curated record.